AUGGACUCAGAGCACUGUCCGCUUGCCCCGAGUCUCAUUCAGUUCGGACUCAGCAGUGCGAAUCGGCUUCCGUCACUUACACCAGAGAGUCGUCCUGUGUGGAUUGGCAAAUUGGAGGCUGCAAACUCUCCCAGAAACAAACACGACGAAAAACAAGGAACCACUGAUAUUCACCAGGAAACAAGUCUUGAGCAACGCCGCAAGUACCAAUGUGGCCUGAAUUUAAAGUCCUUGCAACAAGGCAUUCGGUCUGGACUUGACCCCGGCGCGGCGGAAACACGGCGCCCCAUCUCGCUGCCUUGA
Cordyceps militaris CM01 is the source of this 303-nucleotide messenger RNA. RefSeq lists its product as uncharacterized. NCBI's taxonomy places the organism in Eukaryota, Fungi, Ascomycota, Sordariomycetes, Hypocreales, Cordycipitaceae. The coding region runs from base 1 to 303 and encodes 100 amino acids. The transcript has a single exon. The record is from RefSeq and is a predicted model, not a curated record.